This is a messenger RNA of Fusarium graminearum PH-1, 1228 nucleotides long. RefSeq lists its product as uncharacterized. The transcript has 2 exons. The record is from RefSeq and is a predicted model, not a curated record. NCBI's taxonomy places the organism in Eukaryota, Fungi, Ascomycota, Sordariomycetes, Hypocreales, Nectriaceae. Bases 245 to 1228 code for a protein of 327 amino acids.
AAUUGCCAACCAACGAGUGGCCGAUACCCGCUGGAAGCCCACCUAUCAACGUGUGCAAGGUCGUGGUCACGUAUACCCCGGUUGGAAUGAUACCAUCAACGCAUAUGUCUGGCUGCCAAUCUCAGGCUGGAAUGAGAGAUUCGUCGGUGUUGGUGGAGGAGGUUGGUCAACCGGAGAUGUUCCCGAUCUUGGACCACCAGCCUCCAAGGGAUAUGCCGCUGUGACAACCGACGGUGGUCGACCCAUGACGAAUCGACAGAGCAUGGAUUGGGCACUCACAAAGUCCGGUCAUCUGAACUGGCCCCCUCUGCAAAACUUUGCAGCUGUUGCUCUAGAUGAUGCAACGACCGUGGGAAAGGCCGUUACGGAAGCAUACUUUGGCUACUACCCUCCCGCAUGCGAACUUGCUGCCAUCACCAAUGCUGCGAUCAAGACAUGCGACCCUGUCGAUGGCGUUGAAGACGGAAUUGUAUCCGACUCAGAUGGCUGUGACUUCGAUCCCAUAUCGGUAGUAGGAACAGAGGUUACCUGCGACAAUCCUCCAGGUACUAUCAAAGUCUCAGUAAAAGCAGCCGAGGUCGCCCGUUUGACAUGGCGUGGUCCACAAACCGAAGAUGGCAAAUUCAUGUGGUACGGGCUGGAUAAAUCUGCCCCUCUCAAUGGAUUGGCCAACACGAACUGUACCUCCUUGACAAACUGCACCACGAGCCCCUUUGCCAUUGCAAAAGAUUGGCUAAGCACCUUUAUCCUUCAGAACCCGUUUGUUGAAUUGAAGGGCAUGUCGCACGCAGAGUAUAGCAGGCUCUUCCGACAAUCUGUCAACCGCUUCGCCUCUGUGAUGGGCUCAGCUGAUGCUGAUCUGACGGACUUUAAGAAAGCAGGUGGAAAGAUACUUGCGUGGCACGGGACAGCAGAUGAACUUAUUCCGUACAAGGGAUCCGUGGACUACUACAAGCGUGUGCUUGAGGGAGACUCUGAAGCGAAUGAUUAUUACCGCUUCUUUGAAGCACCCGGUGUUAACCACUGCAAAGGUGGUCCUGGAUGGUUCCCAGGUGGUGCGUUUGAUGCUCUUGUGAAGUGGGUGGAAGAGGGAAAGGCUCCUGAGACUCUGUAUGCAGAGACUACUGGGACAGAGACGAAGAGAGUGGUGGAGCUUUGUGCGUACCCGAAGAAGUUGACGUAUCAGGGAGGUGACGCAAGUAUUGCUUCGUCAUAUGGUUGCAAAUAG